AUGUCGAAUCAGUUGAAUUAUACGAACUCUGGUAUAUUUGAAGGUAUCAACUUUGAUAACGACCUAUUAAGCUCACCUUCACCAACUCUAAAAAGAUCAAUCUCAAAGAUUGAUAACGAUGACGUAAAUCAGUUUAAUCCAGACGAUAUCAUUCAAGAUACUCCUCCUCAAUCACCUACGACUGAUCACUUUGUUGGUUUCACAAGUGGAUGUGGAAUUCCUAUUCAACCUCCUUCAAAUGAUGGUUUCAAAAGAGCUGCUAAAUUGUUGGACGCUGAUGUCUCUGAGGACAAUCACCUAACUGAAACUCAUAAUUCACGCGUUGAUGCUUUAAAUAAUCUAUCAAAUCAUUAUAACGAUUAUAAUGAUGAUAUUGAUCAUGUUGAUAAUAGUGAUCCACAACAUCUCAAUAAUCCUGGUUUCAUCGGCUUCGUCACUGCUGCAGGUGCACCAAUGCCUAUUCCUUCUCAGCACGCAAUUGAUAACGCUAAAUCAAAGUACAACCAUAAACCAGUAGAUUCUAACAAUAACCUUCAAUUAUCAACACCAUAUCAUUUGGAAAAUUCUCUCGAAUCUGAUCAUUUUACACCUUCUAAGCGAAGCAAUACUCCUUUACAACCUCUGCAACCAUUACAACUACUCAACAAGCAUAUUGUCAAAAAUCAACACUCAACCCCUUUCAAAUCACCCUUAAUCAACUCUAAUAGUCAUCUCGAUAAUAAUGUAACUCCCAAAUCAUCCAAACCUAGACUAAGUCUUGGUAUAACAUCUAACAAACCCCCAAAGAGACAAAAGUUCGUUACUCCAUUUAAACAAGGUGUCAUCCCUUCGACAAAAAUAGGUGCAUCUACAAACAAACCUUUCAAUAACAAUCAACCCAUCAAACAUAAAGCUAAAAAUCGCGUAUUUAACUUGAAAUCUUCUUCUGAGCGAAAGUCUAUGUCUGAUUACGGUGUUAGACCAUGGGGUUACACCCUAGCUUACCUCAGAGCUGUCAAUAUUCCUCAAAUAGUCCUACAAAUGAAUUGUCAAUCGGCUCAAGACUUUGCCUUUACAUCCAACCAUACCUCAACAAAUGCAUUCCAAGAUAUGAAGAAUCGAGGAUGUACAUCUAUUAAUUUGCGCUGGGUCAAAAAUCAUUGGAAGUUCAUUAUUACCAAAUUAUCUGCAAUUAUCAGAAGCUGUCCCUCUGAGAUGACUAGAUGGUCUUACCAAGAGGUUUUGGGACAACUAUUAUACAGAUACCAACGUGAAAUUAAUCUUGCUGAGCGUUCUGCUGUUAAGAGAAUUCAGGAACAUGAUUCAUCUUCUAGUCGUCCGAUGAUACUUUUUGUUUCACAAAUUUUGGACGAAAAGAUGAUUGAACUUAGUGAUGGAUGGUAUCCAAUAUAUACUCAAAUCGAUAGCUGCCUUAGCAGAGCUGUAAAGAGAAAUAAAAUCAAAGUAGGAGCAAAGAUAUCAAUUAUAGGCGCAAAGUUAAAUAGUGGCUAUGAAGGUACUGAUGUCCUAGACGCAGUUGGUCUUUCUAAUCUUAGUAUAUCCGGUAAUUCAACUUCACUUGCUCGCUGGGAUGACAAAUUAGGGUUUCAACCACCUCUUACAGGCUUUAUAUCAAACCUUUCCAGUUUAUCGCCGGAUGGAGGUAUUAUAGCGUUAUUAGACGUUGUUGUUACCAGUGUUUUUCCUCUCGCUUAUAUGGACAUGGAACAUAAUUUUGGUGAUAGCGCCUGGAAUCAAGUGGAAGAAAAUAAACGUUUACAAGAUGAACAGAAUCGAAUUAAUAUAGAUUCUGAGGCUGAAUCAUACAAGCGUAACAAAGAAAUAGAGUUUAUCGAGGACAUUUUAAUCAGGCUUAACGACGCCACAACCGAUGCGACUAAAGACGAGGGUGGAGCUGACGAUGUUGACGUGGACGAUGAAUUGGAUAAUAUUAUUGCAAUGACAGAAAGCAAGCAUCGCAUACAAAAGAUAAAAUCCUUGAGUGGAUCAGUGGCAGCUAAGUUAGCUCUAGCAGCCAGGGACAGAAUGACGAAUCUGAGGAAAGAAGCAGGUAAUAUCAAGGUGGAAAAGCGUAAAAUACGAAACUUUAGAAUAAUCAGAGUAGAAGAUCAUAAUAGGGGGAGUAAAAAGGAUAGAAUAAGUGCCCAGUUACACGUCUGGGAUGCUAUUACGAUCAAUGAAGAAUUCAAGCAAGGUGAUAGGUUCAAGGAUUCUUUCUCAAAUAGCUGGAUUUCUUGGUUCUUAUCGACCAAGGGUAAUGAAUACUUCUGCGAAGUCGAUGAGGAAUAUAUCCUAGAUAGAUUCAACUUGACUGGCUUGAACAAUGACGUUCAAAAUUAUUCUCAGGCUUUGGAAUUGAUUACUGAUAAUUUGGAUGAUGAAGAUUUAGAUGAUGAGCAAAGGGAUGCUAUCGAGAACAGCGCCAGAUAUCUUUACGGCUUAAUUCAUGCGAGAUACAUCAUUACCUCUCGCGGUCUAGCUAAAAUGUUGGACAAACAUAAAAGAGCCGACUUUGGUAGAUGUCCCAGAGUUUUCUGCACAUCUCAGUCUUUAUUACCCGUCGGUUUAAGUGAUGUCCCCUACACCAAAGCUGUUAAACUUUUUUGUCCAAGAUGUGAAGAUCUUUACUCACCAAAAUCAAGUCGUCAUGGAUCAAUUGAUGGUGCUUAUUUUGGUACAACAUUCCCGCAUAUGCUAUUCCUCGUUUAUCCUCAACAAUUACCUUCAAAGACUUCAAAUAACCUGCCGACUUCAAAACCUGCUACGUCAACAGAUGCUGCUAUCGGUGUUGAAAGGUAUUUGCCAAAGAUAUUCGGUUUCCCCGUACAUGAAAUGUCUAAGCUCGCGAGAUGGCAAGAAGCUCAAAGGGAUUUACAGAUAUCAAGGUUGAAACAAAGUUCCAGUGAUCCCUCUUAUGUUUGA
Molecule: messenger RNA, 2922 nt
Organism: Wallemia ichthyophaga EXF-994
Lineage: Eukaryota; Fungi; Basidiomycota; Wallemiomycetes; Wallemiales; Wallemiaceae
Product: Casein kinase II subunit beta
Exons: 9
Coding region: 1-2922 (973 amino acids)
Biological process (GO): double-strand break repair via homologous recombination
Cellular component (GO): protein kinase CK2 complex; cytoplasm
Molecular function (GO): protein kinase regulator activity
Source: RefSeq, a predicted model, not a curated record